This is a messenger RNA of Candidula unifasciata, 1383 nucleotides long. The record is from the annotation of a GenBank genome assembly. NCBI's taxonomy places the organism in Eukaryota, Metazoa, Mollusca, Gastropoda, Stylommatophora, Geomitridae.
AUGGGAGCAGCAGAAUCUGCUCACAUUGCCACUACCUUUUUUGACGAUGUCAAAGGUGAAGGCUGCGUUCACAUUGUCUUUGAAAAGAACUGGAGGAUGGCCAGAACUGUCGCUGAUGAAGGCAUCAAACUGAUGCCCGGCGGUCUGUACAGUGAAGCUGCAAAACUCUUCCCCAUGCAUCAGGUUGGCGAUGGCAAGGGGGUAGCUGGGAAGCUUCAUGUUGUGGAGAACCUACUUAAGUCGAGGUUUGCUGAAGCAGACCGGGUGUUCUCAAUGGACACAUACGUAGAUCAUAAGUUGCAGAUGCUUCAGAUGCUUAACGAUGAGCCUUCUUUUAAGUACACUAAAGAAAAUGCAGAAAGUUCUGUUCGCACUGCUCCGUUGAUAAAAGCUAUUGCUGAGACUUAUCCUGAGGUGCUGCAGCGGAGUAAAGUGAAUGCCAUGCUCAAAUCUGAUGAUCAUUUUAAUCCAGUUGUUACUUCCCAAUCAGAAAUGAGCGCAGACAGCAGCGCAAAGCCCAUCCCCGCUGAGUGCCCCAUGAGCCAGGGGAGACUGCCCAAGAGUAACCAAGGUAACCAGUCUGGAGAGCCACAGCCCACCCCAUUUGUGAGCGAGUGCCCAAUGAGCAAGGGGGAAGCAGCGAAGAUGUCGUCGCCUGAUGAAAUCAACAAAGAUAACAUGAUGCCGCCACCAAAUCAGAGACCAGCUCCCGAUCAGCCUUUUCCCCUGUCAACACAUAGAAUAGAAUCCACUAUUCCAAAGGCAGGCACUAAUGAGACAUGGGUCUACCCAUCUCAGCAGAUGUUCUGGAAUGCCAUGCUGAGAAAAGGUUGGAGAUGGAAGGAGGACGACAUGUCCCCGAAGGACAUGGAAAACAUCAUCAACAUUCACAAUGCCAACAAUGAACUUGCCUGGAGGGAGGUUCUGAAAUGGGAAGCACUGCAUGCAGAUGAAUGCACGGAACCGAAACUGAAGAGGUUUGCCGGUUUUGCUUCAAAGUAUUCUCCUCGUGCAAGACUUCGAUCAUGGAUGGGUUACGAGCUUCCAUUUGAUCGCCAUGACUGGAUAGUGGACCGUAAUGGCAAAGAAGUCCGCUACGUUAUCGACUACUAUGAUGGCGGUAAAGUCGACAAGAACUACGAGUUUGCCUUGCUGGAUGUCAGACCAGCUCUCGAUUCAUUUGAAGCCUUCUGGGACCGAAUGAAAGUUGCCGUCUGGCGAUGGACAGCAGGUUUAAGUUCUCAGGGCAGUUCGGGACACAACGCAGUUGCCAGAAUGGCUAAUGCUCACGAGCCUCUGAACUUGAAUUUCCAAGCCACCGGCCAGCAGACAGAAAGCCAGAACAAACCAUGUUGUCAAAAGGAUUCUGGAAAUGAUAAAUAG